AUGCUGUAUUCUCUGUUUUAUAACCACUUGAAGAACAUUGAGGAAAGUGAAGGUGGCCUUGAUAAAUUUACCAAAAGUUACAAAUCCUUUGGAGUGAACCAGCUUGCAGAUGGUGGAAUAUACUGCAAAGAGUGGGCACCCGGAGCAGAAGCAGUGUUUCUCGCAGGUGACUUCAAUGGCUGGAAUCCAUCUUCUCAUCCAUAUAAGAAGUUGGAAUAUGGCAAGUGGGAGUUGUUCAUUCCACCUGAAGAUGGCCAAUCUCCUGUGCCCCAUGGGUCAAAGCUAAAGGUGGUGAUUCGUGCUCAGAACGGCGCCCUCCUCUAUCGUAUUUCACCCUGGGCAAGAUAUGUGGUCCGUGAUGAAGACAAAGUGAAUUAUGAUUGGGUUCACUGGAAUCCUCCACAGUCAUAUAUACAUAAGAAUCCUUCUCCCAAGAGAUUAAAAAGCCUAAGAAUCUAUGAAUCUCAUGUGGGAAUUGCUUCCCCAGAAGGCAAAGUAGCUUCUUAUAAAAACUUCACAUACAAUGUACUGCCUAGAAUAAAGGACCUUGGCUAUAACUGUGUCCAGCUGAUGGCCAUUAUGGAACAUGCAUACUAUGCCAGUUUUGGUUAUCAGGUCACAAGUUUCUUUGCAGCAUCAAGCCGGUACGGAACUCCUGACGACCUGAAGGAGAUGAUUGACGUUGCUCACUCCAUGGGCAUCACAGUCCUGCUGGAUGUGGUGCACAGCCACGCCUCAAAAAACUCAGAAGAUGGUCUCAACCAGUUUGAUGGUACAGAUUCCUGUUUCUUCCAUUCUGGAUACAGAGGCAAUCACCAGCUCUGGGACAGCAGGCUCUUUGACUAUGCAAACUGGGAAGUCCUGAGAUUCCUUCUGUCUAAUUUGAGGAUGUGGAUUGAAGACUAUCGCUUCGAUGGGUUCCGGUUUGAUGGCGUUACGUCCAUGUUGUAUCACCACCACGGCAUCGGCACAGGGUUCAGUGGAGAUUACAAUGAGUAUUUUGGCCUGCAUGUGGAUGAAGAUGCUUUGUGUUACCUGAUGCUGGCCAAUCACAUGAUUAACACCUUGCACCCAGAAUGCAUAACCAUAGCAGAGGAUGUUUCUGGAAUGCCAGCUCUCUGUCGGCCUGUGGCAGAGGGAGGAGGGGGCUUUGAUUACAGACUUGCCAUGGCCAUUCCAGAUAAGUGGAUACAGAUAAUUAAGGAGCUGAAAGAUGAAGACUGGAACAUGGGCAAUAUUGUGCAUACAUUGACAAACAGACGGUAUGAAGAAAAAUACAUUGCUUAUGCAGAGAGUCAUGACCAGGCCCUGGUUGGUGACAAGACCCUGGCCUUUCGCCUGAUGGAUGCAGAGAUGUACACAAACAUGAGUGUGCUCAUGCCCCUGACACCAGUUAUCGAUCGUGGGAUCCAGCUUCAUAAAAUGAUUCGUCUCAUUACUCAUGCACUCGGAGGAGAGAGCUAUCUGAACUUCAUGGGUAAUGAAUUUGGACAUCCAGAAUGGCUUGACUUCCCCAGAAUAGGGAAUAAUGAGAGCUACCACUAUGCCAGACGACAGUUUAAUCUUACUGAGGAUGAUCUUCUUCGCUAUAAAUUCCUAAAUGCCUUUGAUAGAGAUAUGAAUAAAUUGGAGGAAAGAUUUGGCUGGCUUGCAUCUCCCCAGGCCUAUGUGAGUGAAAAGCAUGAAUCCAAUAAGGUCAUAGCAUUUGAGAGAGCAGGUCUUAUUUUCAUUUUCAACUUCCAUCCAUACCAAAGUUAUGUGGACUACAGAGUGGGUAUUGAAACUCCAGGAAAGUAUAAAAUCCUUCUUGAUUCUGAUGCUGGAGAAUAUGGAGGGCAUCAAAGGCUGGACCACAGAACAGAGUACUUCUCUGAGCAAUAUCCUCACAAUUAUCGACCUAAUUCAAUUAUGAGCAGCUCCAGCCAACCCCCCAGAGGAUGCCUCUUGCACCAAAUAAAGGUGUACAUUCCAAGCAGAGUUGCUCUUGUGCUUCACAACGUGGACAUCCCAAAGUGAAGUUCUCUGUGAGCACCACAGAAGAAGCAAGUCACAAAGAAGUGCUGAUACACUGUACUAGUACUAAGUAUAACAAAACUUGCUCUAAGGAGGCUUUCUGAGGCUGAGUAUAGUAAUAGUAGGUGUUUAAAAUGUAAGAUUAAUAUUCACAUAUAAGUGCAGAGCUCUUGACUUGCUAGACCCUCUUUUGAGGAAGCUUUACAAAGAGGCAGAAAGGAAAAUGUUGGGUUUGUAGUUCUAGUAGUACAAAAUUACACUUAAGGUGUUGCAAAGCAGCAGGUAUUCUCAAUUAAAUUGUUGUUUACAGAAUUUUAUCAGGAAUGGUAAGAGUGAUCCUGCUCCAAAGUUUGUAAUUUCUUAUAAUUCUCAUUUUGAUAGUGAAUUCAAAUAUUCAUUAUGUAUUAAUGCUUCUUACUAAAAGUAAGUAGUUUGCUUAAAUGAAACAGAAGUUUUUGGCUAAAAGGCAGCCUUAAUGGUUUGUGGGACCUAAUUUGAGGCUCCUCUUCUUCAAUGAAGUCUAACAUGGAAUUAGAAAUGCUUAUCCAAAUGGAUAAGAAGGUCCUCUGAGAGUCUUGUACUUUGCUAUGUUUUAUUUAAUUACAAAUGCACAAAAAUGCUGGGCAGCAAAACGAGCAGGCCGAUUGAGUGGGGGCCUGCUGAUGCUGUUGUGUGUGCUGGUUGUCUGCUCCCACCCAAAUCACUGAGUCUGAGCAUCUCACUUGCUGGAGAUGGACAAAAAUGACACAACUGUUUUAUCUAGAUCACUAAAAUGUUCAGUGAGAAGCAUGUUUUGGUCUUAAUGCAACAAUACCACACUGGAAGAGGUACUUAAAGUGCAAUUCUUCCCACUGCAUUUAUUUCACUAACAUCAGGACCUUGCAAUACUGAUUUCACUACUUGCAGAAGCUGCCUUUCAGCUUGGAACAUGAUGAUGUUCUUGCACUUUUAUAACUUUUGAAACAUUGCUUCUCGUGAAGAAGCAGUCUCAAAAUUCAGUGAUCAAACUAAGGUGGUUCUUUUUGAUUAAAAUUAAGAUAGUUAAUUAUUGGAGUGCUGCUAAGAUAAUUCAAGUGAGUUUAUUCAAUAAGCUACAACUUUUUUGUAAAGAGUAAGAUUUUGUAUAUUUGAAAAUGUAUUGCAGAUUAUUCUGGAAAAUUAAUACCAAAUUAAUGAGACAUGCUUUAUUUUGUUCCAUUUAUUUAAAAACAUAUUUGAAUUGGUUCUGAAAUGAAUGUCUUUUGUACCAAUCUGAAUUUUCUAACUUUUAAAGUAGCCAAAGAGGAAGAUGUCCGUGACCAUUUCCAAGUCAUAAUUUUACCCAGUUUCCUUUGUGAACCAUUGUGUAAACUACUGAAUAGUUGGUGCCAACACUGACAAUCUAUUCACAGUUCUUGGAAUGCUUACUUGUGGCUUACUUCUUAAGCAAAACAAGGGGUGGAAUAAUGCAGCAUGAUGGAAAACAGUCUUUUGCAGAGUUCACACUGAAAGGGCUUUGUGAACAUCCCCAGUCUGAUAUGUUCUGUGUGGCAGAGAAUGUUAUAUUGCAGUUGAGUACCACAGGAUCAUGCUUCAUUUUCCUCUACACCUGUUUGAUCAUUGUUUGCUUGUGGGCUAAUAAAAGCAUUCCUGUUACGCUAUGACUUUAAAUAAAAUAUACUGAACUGUUUUAGCAACUGGAACUGAUUAUCUUUUUUUUUUUCCCCAGAUUGUUUUUCUUCUAAUACAGAGCAACUUCUAAAACGUGUUAUAUUUACAAUGUAUUGCUCUAAUAUGUUUUAUAGGGUGGUUUGUUUCUUUUUUUAAUUUUAUUUUGCUGGCACAAU
Molecule: messenger RNA, 3839 nt
Organism: Zonotrichia albicollis (white-throated sparrow)
Lineage: Eukaryota; Metazoa; Chordata; Aves; Passeriformes; Passerellidae
Source: RefSeq, a predicted model, not a curated record